AUGCUCUUCUCUUCCCUCCUCGUCGCCGCCGUCGCGGCCUCGGCCGCCCCCAUCGCCAAGCUGCAGCAGCGCGAGCCCACUGGCUGGGCGAGCAAGCUCGAGCCCUACGACACGUACCACGUCCGCUACGUCGCCCUCGGCUGCUCAAAGCAGCACAACACGCAGUUCUUCACCGACUGCUGCCACCCGCUCAAGAACGGCACCGACCUGUCCUCGCGCCCGUCCUACUGCACGCCCAACGCGACCGCCCUCGCCUCGGCCUCGGCCCGUAUCGCCAAGCAGAGCGGCGCUACCACCGCUCCCCUUCCUUCGGCCUCGGACGACGCCGACGACGAGUACUGCUCCGACGCCGCUCCCUCCAACUCGGGCGCCCCUGCCCCCUCGGCCGCCGUCGGCACCCCGCUCAACGCCCCCGCGCCUUCCCCCGCCCCUACCACCUCGGCUGCUGACGCCCAGGCCACCCCCGACGCCUCGUCCUCGUCUACCACCACCACCGAGGCUGCCCCUUCGUCCACCACUACCACCGACGCCGCCCCCUCGUCGUCGCCUACCGCCGAGGCUGACUCGGCCUCGUCGGCCAUUGACAACAACGAGGCCUUUGCCGCCGCCGCUGCGCCCACGCCGUCGUCGUCCUCGUCGGACAAGAAGGAGGCCCCUACCCAGGCGCCCUCGUCCUCGACUACCACCACCACGGACCAGCCCCAGCCUACCUCGGCCGCUCCUACUCAGGGCGGUGGCGGCGGCGGCUCGGGCCAGACCUACGGCGACGCCUACGCCACCUUCUUCUACCAGAACGGUGUCGCCGGUGCCUGCGGCACCGUCCACUCGGACUCGGACGCCAUCGUCGCCAUCGACACCAACGGCUGGUGGCAGAACACUGGCCAGGUCUCGGACCUCUGUGGCCGCCAGGUCCGCAUCACCCGUGUCUCGGACGGCCGCCAGGUGACCGCCACCAUCGCCGACGCCUGCCCCACCUGCGACACGAACAACUCGCUCGACCUCUCGGUCGGUGCCUUCAACCAGAUCGCCACCCCCGCCGAGGGCAUGGUCGGCAUCACCUGGCAGUUCAUCUAA
Messenger RNA from Vanrija pseudolonga, 1074 nucleotides. RefSeq names its product Papain inhibitor. The coding region runs from base 1 to 1074 and encodes 357 amino acids. The transcript has a single exon. The record is from RefSeq and is a predicted model, not a curated record. Lineage: Eukaryota; Fungi; Basidiomycota; Tremellomycetes; Trichosporonales; Trichosporonaceae.